Molecule: messenger RNA, 1319 nt
Organism: Seminavis robusta
Lineage: Eukaryota; Bacillariophyta; Bacillariophyceae; Naviculales; Naviculaceae
Source: the annotation of a GenBank genome assembly
UCCAGAACUUUGGGCGUCCACAACCGAAUCUCUUCUGCAUUGACUAUCUAUUACUCCAAGAAGAGUUUAAAAAUACAUUAUAUAACCAUGGUGAUGCUGGAUCCUGCUGUGGAACCCAAGAACGACGAGGUUGAUUCGUCGUCGAGUCCUCGGAUUCUGUGCCAGACAGUCAACCCGUCCGCUACGUCGUCGCCACCCCGCAGGCUCCGUCUUUGUAUGCUGGGAUGCGAAGACAAUCCUCCGUAUGGUCCCACCGAACACACCGGUCAGCUCUUUAUGGAAUUGAUUGUGCAGUCGUUGGCAGAAUGCGACCCGACGACAACGUGGAUCGUAUCGAUUGCCAUUUAUCGCGUCCAACAAGGCGAAUAUCCAGACGAUUGGAAUCUAUACGAUGGCAUUCUCUUGCCCGGGUCCUUUGCGGCCGCCUACGACACGGACCCCUGGAUUGAAAAACUCAAACAUGUCAUUCAAAACGAAAUUGUGGCGCAUCGUCGUCCCACCCUCGGCAUUUGUUUUGGGCAUCAAGUAUUCGCCCAUUCCUUUGAGGACGGGCAGGCUCAAAAAUAUCCGCGUGGAUCCCGGGCCGGACGGUAUGCCAUGACCACUACACCCGCGGGGGCUGCCUUGUUUGGGAAACAACACAAUUUGUAUUAUACACACGGCGACAUGGUCCAGAAACUUCCUCCCUGUGCCGUGGCUUUGGGAACCGAAGAUGAGUUGCCCGUGCAAGCGGCAGCCUACUUUGCCAGUGCAGCGGAUGCCCAAGCGUUUCCAUCCGCCAAUAAACCAUAUACCGUGACGUUUCAAGCCCAUCCGGAAUAUGGUGUGUCCCGAGACCUGGGAUUGGAUGGCACGUUGCGACGCAUCUUUCACGUCAUGACCGACAAGGAACUCAUCCAGAAGGAGUAUCAAGUGGAGAAGGAGCAGGAUGCCAUCGAAUCUUUUGAUACGGUUCAUCGACAAAGUAAGGAAGCAUUUAUUGCCUCUGCCCGAGCUCUUGGAUGGUUUCCAUGAUCCUAUUAGCUACAGGAUGAAUGAAUGAAUGAUCUUUCAGUUUUCCAUUACGUUAAGACGACAAUUUUGCACAUGCUUCAAAAGGUUGAGCAUUCCCCCACUUCCAAUUUUCCCCUUAGACGACGAUCUGCCACCGACCAACCAACCAACGGGCAGCAACCUGAAGAGAUGCGAUUGCUCAUCGUCCAUUUUUGAUUGCUGCCAAUGAUGAAGGCAUUGCCUUUUUGUUCUUGUUCGAUUUUAGCUAAUGUAUUAGAGACAGCCACACACACAAACAUUCACUGCCAUUGCUAGCUAGCUAGCUA